Messenger RNA from Oncorhynchus mykiss (rainbow trout), 2458 nucleotides. NCBI's taxonomy places the organism in Eukaryota, Metazoa, Chordata, Actinopteri, Salmoniformes, Salmonidae. The record is from RefSeq and is a predicted model, not a curated record.
GGGAUUGUCACAGGGAGGAAAGAGCUGCUCCUUUGUAGUGUGUGUGUGUUAGUGUGUGUGAGGGGUACUUUAACUAAGGAACAUAGGCGAGGACACACUGUAUAAACCUACAGUAUGAGCAGAACCACCUUCUUUGAGCGGAACAUCAGAAGAACUCGGAACAUCAGAAGAAUCACCGUGGAGGUUCUAGAUGGCAGGACCAGGCAACAGCUGUGUUUUCUAGAUAAGGUGGAGCCCCACGUUACAAUAGGAGACAUCAAGAGACUUUUUCACAAGUCAUAUCAACAGUUGUAUCCAGCCAGACAGGACCUCAAGCUCGACCCCAAAGGAAAAUCACUUAAGGACGACGCUGUAUUACAAAACCUACCAGUUGGGACCACAGCAACCAUGUAUUUUAGAGACCUGGGUCCACAGAUCGGGUGGACAAUGGUGUUUUUGGCGGAGUACAUUGGCCCCCUGUUUAUCUACCUUCUGUUCUAUUUCCGACUUCCCUAUAUCUACUCACAGCAGGAUGCCUUCACCUCCAGCUCCAACUCAGUGGUUACACUAGCCUGUGCCUGUCACACCUGCCACUACAUCAAGAGAUUGAUUGAGACCGUCUUUGUGCACCGGUUCUCCCAUGGCACCGUGCCUCUCAGGACUACAGUCAGGAGCUGUGUGUAUUACUGGACCUUCUCUGCGUGGUUGGCCUUCUACAUCAACCAUCCGCUGUACACGCCUCCAUCGUAUGGGGACAUGCAGGUGAACUACGCACUGGCUAUAUUUGUGCUUUGUGAGGCUGGUAAUUUCUCCAUUCACGUGGCCCUCAAUAACCUCAAGGCAGAAGGUGGGCCCAAGUGCAGAAAGUUCCCUCGCCCGACGAAGAACCCAUUCACAUGGCUCUUCUUCCUCGUGUCUUGUCCCAAUUAUACCUACGAGGUAGGAGCCUGGGCAAGUUUCUCUGUCAUGACCCAGUGUCUUCCAGUGGCCUUGUUCACCUUCUUUGGUUUGAUCCAGAUGACCAUCUGGGCCAAUGGGAAGCAUAAAGCCUACACCAGGGAGUUUAAGGACUACCCACACCUGCGCAUGCCAAUUAUCCCACUCCUCCUCUGACCACACGAGAAAACGUAUACCAUUCUGACUGAGGAGUAUUAGAGGCAUCAACCUGCCGGAAACGCUGUUGGAGAUUGGUGGGUUUCUGUAUUUCUCACAAAGCACGAAGACCCCAUUGGCUGUUCCUUCAUCUAGCGUCAUGGCAAUGGUCUGUUAUCUUUUCAACAACUAUCAAGGACAGAAUUCACAGAAAGUAUUGUGUCAUCACUGUUGUGGAUUGUGUAUUGAUUAUGUUUAAUUCAAUCUUUGAGACACAGCUAUAUUGAUAAGUUAUUUAAUUGAUUUAUUUAACCGAUCAGGGGGAUUGAUUGACUGUUACAAUGCAGCUACUGAAGGGUCAGGUGCUGUUGGUAUUCUUCGUCUUCAGACGGUGGAAAUCACCCGAAAUUAUUAAAUUAUGAAUAUACGAUUGGAGUUACAGUAUAUAUAAUCUACCAUAUGAUUUUGUAAUAAGUUAUUGUGCAUUUCCUAGAAGAAAAGAGUUUGUAACUUGCUACGAUAUACCCGUUUAGGAAGUCGUCUUGUAACAACAUUUGUUGCGGCUGAAGUGUAUCAGGGCUAUUUUCAGUUUACAGAGUAAGUAGAGAAGGGGAAAUGGAAUCGGUUAACUAAGAAGUGAUCUAGAAGCAACGAAGAAAUGGAACUUUAGCAGAUGUUCUAAAUUCUAAAUUAGAUUCUUUUCCACCUCUACAUAUGUUUGAAAGUAACAAAACGACCUGAUGAUUUUAACUUUGGGAGAAAGUUGAGGCUGAUUUAGUUAUGCAUUACUUAUCUAUCGUUCAAACUAACUACAAUCCGUCCAGUUCUCAGGUGUUACUAGAUGUAAGGGGCACCGUUGCAUCCUGUACAAAUUCUAGACAAACUAAAUUAUAGACAAACUCAUUUUUUCGACAAACUUGUUUUGUACACAAAGUGUACAUAUGAAAUAAAUAAUUGUGAUCAUUUAAAAAGACAAGUCUUUUAUCUUAAAGAAGAGUCGUGCAUAUUUCGCAAAGAAUCAAUCAUUGUUACAGAAAAUAUUUAUUCGAAAUUAUUAUCUCAGACAAUUCAAGAAUCUCUCAUUUGCAUACAAAUCAGUUAUCUGGCAUAUGCAUAAAAAUUGUAUGCACAGAAGAAAGCUUCAUGUUUAAACAGUACAUAUAGGCUUACAAAAUCGCACCAUCAUUUAAAUAAUGAAUUCAAUGAGCAACAAAUGCUUUUAACAGUCAUUUUGGCCAGUGUAUUAGGUACACCGCCCAGUUCACACAAAUAUUUAGAUCCUACAGACAGUGAGUCACGUGGCCUACUAUAUAAAGCAGGCAUCAAGGCAUUCAGUUACUGUUUGAUUGAACGUUAGAAUGGGCAAAACGAGUGACCUAAGCGACUU